Messenger RNA from Acaulospora morrowiae, 1091 nucleotides. Lineage: Eukaryota; Fungi; Glomeromycota; Glomeromycetes; Diversisporales; Acaulosporaceae. The record is from the annotation of a GenBank genome assembly.
CGGAACUUUUGAAUAAAACCCAUAAAAACGUUGAUGAUCAACAAUCAAAAGAUUAUAGAAUCGGAUCAUAUCUAGUACAUCAACAGAUGGCAAAAAUAAUAAUUAGAUCUCUUCGAGGAGAUGACGCGUUCGAGUUUAGCAAUAAAGUGGUGGAAAUAUUGGGUCAUCCUGAAUAUGAAGUGAGGCUUGUCGCUCUGGAAUUACUCACUGAAUAUUUUCUAGACAACUCUGUUCCGGAUACUGAUCUCAGCAGAAAUUAUUCAACUAUCCAGUCAAAACUGAUUUCCAUGAUAGAUGACGGGGAACCAAAUCUCAAUUGUUUCCGUCUGGUAGUGGAAUUGCUUGUAUUAAUAAAUCCGAAGGGUCUGUCCUUCCCUUUAGAUUCUGGACUGCGAAAUUUCUGGAAAAAACUUUUCGAACAUGUAGAACAACCCAAAAACGUGUCAAUAGUUGAAGCCGUAUUUCCAUUAUUGGGUUCUUUGUUAUCACAAAUCUGGGAUGAUAAAUCUUCCAGUCAAGAGUUCAAAUCUCUGUGUUUAAAACAAUGGACUGAACACGUGGAAAGAAAUACCAAGCCUGAAAUUGCUCUCACAUUGCGUGAAGCAACAACAAAAUCUUUACAAAUGUUUAGUCGUCAUCUAUUUAGAGAAGAUCGAUUUGUAAACAGUAAUGAUGUCCAGCAGGUUAUCACCUUGUACAUGAUUCUUGCACGCCUUGCUCAGGAUGACGAUGUUGACCUACGUAAAGCUGCCUCAUUGAUUGUGGCAAAAGCAGGCAGAUUUAAGUUUCCCGUGGAUCCCGAUCGUGCACGUGAGCUCUGUUACGAGCAAGUGUCAAAUCAAUUUUCCAAGUCGCUACACUUGUAUGCAGCCUUACUUCAGAUACUUUCCGGAGAUGAAAAGCCAGAUGAGGUUUUCCGAGCCGAAAUGAAUCGAUCACGUGUCCUAUUCGCAAUCGAAAAUCCAAACAUCUUUAAGGAAGAUCUAGUGGAUGUUCAGUUAGCUUCUAGAAUCUCAAUAGAAGCAUUGAAAAAGGAAAUUAAAAUUGUGCAAUUUCCCGAUCCUUUGAGAAAUGAUAUUCCGCGUUUUGCC